AUGGGUCUCAUCGAAAAGCUACAAGCAAGACUGGAAAUCUACCGGCUAGAGCAACGAUACGCUCGCCGCAAACACCGCACCACAUUCACCGAAGUCCAAUACGUCGAUGGAGAAUACGUCUACUCGAACAGCUCAAACCCCUCAUCUGGGACAGUUUCGAAACACUCCACCGGGUCCCACUGGAAGGUCCCGUCUUGGGGUUCAUCAUCGAGCGACCCGCGAUCCCGGUGA
Aspergillus puulaauensis is the source of this 231-nucleotide messenger RNA. RefSeq lists its product as uncharacterized. The transcript has 2 exons. Bases 1 to 231 code for a protein of 76 amino acids. Lineage: Eukaryota; Fungi; Ascomycota; Eurotiomycetes; Eurotiales; Aspergillaceae. The record is from RefSeq and is a predicted model, not a curated record.